CUCUGAAUGACCCCUGUGAGUUUGAGAGAAGAGAAGCAGGAAUUUGAGCAGGAAGAGAGUAAGGAAGAGAGAAAGUAAUUCAAAUUUAUCAUUUUAACUUAAUAUUUAACUGAGUGAAAGCCAAAUCUUAUCUGAAAUUGGAAAGGUCAGGGUUUUGAGUGCUGAUUCAGUGCCCAUUUCUUUAUGAUUUGAUAGUCUGAGAAGAAUAUGAUGGGUGCGGCUUAAAAACCUAGAUCACGUGUGGUGUUGGAAUUGGGUGUUAUACGAGCAAACAAAAUAAAUACUUGCGCAAUAUACCUGCUUUGUGCACUCAAGCAGAGAAGAGAUCCACAAGUACUCACCAGUCUCCUGUUCUGCAAAGAAGACAGAAUCAACAUGAGCACUGCAGGAAAAGUAAUCAAAUGCAAAGCAGCUGUGCUAUGGGAGGUAAAGAAACCCUUUUCCAUUGAGGAGGUGGAGGUUGCACCUCCUAAGGCUCAUGAAGUUCGCAUUAAGAUGGUGGCCGUAGGAAUCUGUCGAUCAGAUGACCACGUGGUUAGUGGUACCCUAGUGACCCCUCUUCCUGCGAUUUUAGGCCACGAGGCAGCUGGCAUCGUGGAGAGUGUUGGAGAAGGGGUGACUACAGUCAAACCAGGUGAUAAAGUCAUCCCACUCUUUACUCCUCAGUGUGGAAAAUGCAGAGUUUGUAAAAACCCAGAAAGCAACUACUGCUUCAAAAAUGAUCUGAGCAAUCCUCGGGGGACCAUGCAGGAUGGCACCAGGAGGUUUACCUGCAGGGGGAAGCCCAUCCACCACUUCCUCGGUGUCAGCAGCUUCUCCCAGUACACGGUGGUGGAUGAGAAUGCAGUGGCCAAAAUUGAUGCAGCUUCACCCCUGGAGAAAGUCUGCCUCAUUGGCUGUGGAUUUUCGACUGGCUAUGGGUCUGCAGUCAAAGUUGCCAAGGUAGGAAUGACAAUGGAUGAGAAAACCGAUUACACGAAGACUGUCAGGAACCAAAAGGGAAGCAAUUUCUUGCAAGAAUCAGAAAUUAGUUUUAUAGAUUUGAAGUGUCGAUGA
Mandrillus leucophaeus (drill) is the source of this 1056-nucleotide messenger RNA. Its product is annotated as alcohol dehydrogenase 1C-like. NCBI's taxonomy places the organism in Eukaryota, Metazoa, Chordata, Mammalia, Primates, Cercopithecidae. Gene Ontology annotation, biological process: retinol metabolic process; retinoic acid metabolic process. The transcript is spliced from 5 exons. The record is from RefSeq and is a predicted model, not a curated record. The coding region runs from base 376 to 1056 and encodes 226 amino acids. Gene Ontology annotation, molecular function: zinc ion binding; all-trans-retinol dehydrogenase (NAD+) activity. Gene Ontology annotation, cellular component: cytosol.